Messenger RNA from Engraulis encrasicolus (European anchovy), 3339 nucleotides. RefSeq names its product myosin light chain kinase 3 (gene mylk3). Bases 498 to 3245 code for a protein of 915 amino acids. Gene Ontology annotation, biological process: protein phosphorylation. The record is from RefSeq and is a predicted model, not a curated record. The transcript has 13 exons. NCBI's taxonomy places the organism in Eukaryota, Metazoa, Chordata, Actinopteri, Clupeiformes, Engraulidae. Gene Ontology annotation, molecular function: myosin light chain kinase activity; ATP binding.
AAGUGGUGUCAUGUCUCUGGCACGUACUGACAACAGGGUCCCACACAACAGCAGUAGCAGUGACUGCAGUGACUGCAUUGUCUGAGAGGAGCGCAGAGCAGCGCAGCACAGCACAGCACAGCACAGCACAGACACCCUGGGACUUUUGGACAGGCUGGCUGGCUGGGAACCACAGGCUGGAGGACCUUCAACAGGCUAAAAUAGACCCGACCCAACCCGGCUCUCCACCACUCUCUACGUACUUACUUACUCUGGGACUCCAGGAUUAGCAGCUGCACCUCUGGACUCGAUCUCCCGAGCCACGGCCUCGGACACGCGCGCACAACCUUUCACCCAGGGAAACAUUUAUUAUCAUUAAUGCUGUUAUCGUUUCUGUGGACUUAAUCUCCCGAGCCUUGGAUACAGACAACCGUUCACCCGGGGAAACGGCUAUUGUACUAUAUUAAGACUAUUACAUUAUCGUAUUAUUAUUAUUGUUAUUUUCGUGGGGAAGAGCGAUGAGUAAACCGGCGACGUUGACGUCGUGCAUCGCCAAGAUGUACGAUGGCGGCAAGCUGGAUAAUGGCGCCACUCCACUGCCGGCGGUGCUUGUGAAGAAGCCGAGCAGCAACAACAUGCUGUCCAGCCUGGGGGCCGUGGAGCUGAAGCUCGGCCUGCUGGAGGGCAAGGUGGAGCAACUGGCGCACGGACAGGCCGAGGUGUUGCGCAGGCUGGACACCAUCUGCGCAGGCCUGGGAGCCUUGGAGAGGGACGUGGCACAGUUGAAGAAGCAGGAACAGGAUGUGGCGCUGUUGAAAAAGCAGGAACAGGAACUAGAGCCGUCGAAGAAACAGGAAGUACCAAGUGGAGGCAAUGGAGGUGGUGUUGGGGGUGUGGGUGGGGGUACAACGGCGACGGUGAACCACCAGGGUUUGACGAAGUUCCGGCGUGCUAGCUUUGGUCCUUUUGGUGCCCCUGCUGUUGGCGUUUGUACUGCCCCUGCCCCUGUGACUACCACGCCUGCUGCCAGCACCACUACCGCCGAAAGCGCUGCCAUGCUGGCAGAGGUGCGGGCACUGUGCGGAGAGACAGUGGCGCUGCUGAAAGGCGUGCAGGACGAGGGCCGGUGCCAGCGGGUCAAGAUGGAGGGCAUCGCCAGCUCUGUGUCGGCGGUGGACAAGGCUCUGGGCUACUUGGGGGAGCUCUUCCGCAGCUCCAAGAUCGUGGAGUUCAUACUCAAGGGCAUCGUGCCGUGGGGCCGACCACAGCAGCAGGAGCCGCAGGAACAGCGCGAGGAGCGAGACAGGGUGGAGGAGGAGGUGGUGGAGUCGCAGAUGCUGCAGGAGCCCCAGGACAGGGCAGAGGAGGUGAAGCAGCGGGACCCGCAGGAGCAGGAGAGGCCGGAGGAGGUGGAGGAUAAGAAGCAGGACACGGAAGGAGAGAAAACCAAACCAGAAGAUGGAGGUGUGACACCUCAACCUGAUAUGUGUGACCAGGCGACUCAGGUCCAGGAGGAUAUUCAAGAGUCACUUCCUGAUGAACUGCAGCAAGGUGAGAAGGGGCAGGGAGCGCUGGGCCUGGACGCCUCUGUGGCGUCUCCCGAGCUCGAUACUGAGGGCAAAGGUCACAGCGAGACGGCGCGCGAGGAGGGGGUGGCGGAUCAAUCUCAACAUCUCAACGCAGUCGACGCCUCGGGCAAAGCCCAGCGCCGGCCAAAGGAGGUGACGCCGCGGAGCAGGGAGCCGACGAGGGUGCAGACCUUUGCCCCGGAGCCUCUACCGCACGUCAUGGCAGUUAAAACGGCAGCAGCAUCAACAGCUGCCAUCCGGGCUACUGUACCGGCUAAGGAGGAAAGCGCCAAAGAGGAGGUGGACAUCACAAGAGACAGUACAGACGUCGUGGUGGCUACCGUAGUCCCUCCACAACCCAGCCAAGAGGAGAAACUGCUUAAAUCUGAAGGGGAGCGAUUAACGACUCUGCCAAAACUGCAAGGGCAGGAGGCCAUCUCCCAAGAGAUAGCGGAACCCUGCCUGAAGGACGAUCAAACUGCCGAGUCUACAGCCACACUUCCUGAAUCAGAGUCAAACAAAGUGCAGAACCGAACAUUGUCUGCGGAAAAGGUUCAAGAUAAACCGCAGCUAGCUACUGCGACAGCGUCAGAGACAAAAGCCACUUCCCCGUCACCUCCACCUCCUCUGAAAAACGUGUUCCUUCUGCGCAAAGAUUCCGACGCGCACUUUGUGGUCGUAGAUGACUGCCCACCUAUGCCUGCCCCAUUUACCCACCGCAUUGUAAGCGCCAAGCAAGUGCCAAUGGGCUCCUACUACUCCGUCAAACCCAAUGAACUAUUGGGUGGCGGGCGCUUUGGCCAGGUGCACAAGUGUGCAGAGCUGUCAUCGGGACUCACCCUCGCAGCCAAGAUCAUCAAAGUCAGGGGGAUGAAGGAGAGGGAUGAGGUGAAGAACGAGAUCGGUGUCAUGAAUCAGCUGAAUCACGUGAAUCUUAUCCAGCUCUACGACGCCUUUGAGUCGAGAACAAACCUCACGCUCAUCAUGGAAUAUGUGGAAGGAGGCGAACUUUUCAAUCGCAUUGUGGACGACAACUGCCAGUUAACAGAGCUGGAUGCCAUCAUCUUCACCAGACAGAUCUGUGAAGGAGUGCAAUAUCUCCACCAGCAAUAUAUUCUACACUUAGACCUGAAGCCGGAAAAUAUUCUUUGUGUGACAAACACUGGAAACCAGAUCAAGAUCAUUGACUUUGGCCUGGCGAGGAAAUACAGGCCAAGGGAGAAGCUGAAGGUGAACUUUGGCACUCCUGAGUUCCUGGCUCCUGAGGUGGUCAACUACGACUUUGUCUCCUUCCCCACCGACAUGUGGAGCGUUGGCGUCAUCACAUACAUGCUUUUAAGUGGACUCUCCCCUUUCCUGGGUGAAAAUGACGCUGAGACGAUGAACAACAUCCUGCACGCCAACUGGGACUUUGACUCCGAGGCGUUUGAUGGCGUGUCUGAGGAGGCCAAAGACUUUGUCUCCAGACUGCUCAUUCCAGCCAAAUGUGGUCGGCUGAGUGCAACUGGCUGCAUGAAGCACAGCUGGCUGAAUAACCUGGGGGAGAAGGCCAGGAAGCACUGCGUCCAGCUCAAGUCCCAGAUGCACCUGCAGAGAUACAUGGCCAUCCACCGCCAGUGGAAGAAACACUUCUACGUAGUUGCAGCUGCCAACCGUCUCCAGAAGUUCCAGAAGAAUCGGUCGUCAAACCCUGCAUAGCACCUGCUGUCUGUCCGUGUGAAAGAAAAUAGGGCAGCAUUGUAUAAAGUAGAAGUACCCUUAUGAUAUUACAUAUGUGAAAACAUGUGAACAU